Messenger RNA from Bombyx mori (domestic silkworm), 30576 nucleotides. RefSeq names its product dystonin (gene shot). Gene Ontology annotation, cellular component: hemidesmosome; cytoplasm; intermediate filament. Bases 656 to 29164 code for a protein of 9502 amino acids. The transcript is spliced from 111 exons. Lineage: Eukaryota; Metazoa; Arthropoda; Insecta; Lepidoptera; Bombycidae. Gene Ontology annotation, molecular function: calcium ion binding; structural molecule activity; microtubule binding. Gene Ontology annotation, biological process: cytoplasmic microtubule organization; intermediate filament cytoskeleton organization; wound healing. The record is from RefSeq and is a predicted model, not a curated record.
GAUAAGCCAAUCCAGUUUGACAAUUCGCUAGCCUCGGAUCAGCCGCCGGCUCAGUUGGCCGAUGCACGGCGUCGCGGUAACGUGUCCGCCAUUUUCCCGCGCUACCCAUCCCGACGGUAUCAAACACCGGGCUGUUUAUUAAAUCAAAAAUUAAUGUGCUAUCUCCGUUUCUGUUUGCACAAAUGUGAAUCGAGAAACUUUUAUAUCCAAAGACAAAGUGAACUAUAAGUAAUUCAAACCGCAACCAAGCAUUCCAGUCUAACUCUUAAUGUUGCCAUAAUUAAAAAAAAAAAACUACCUUUUUAUUACUAAACAAGGCAUCCGUUUAAUACGAAUAAGUGAAUAAAAAAUUGUGUCAAGAUCAAUAAGUGUGUGUCAAGGGGCUUACAACUUUCCUUUUGUAGCAGUCGAUGACAUCGAUCGUUGUAAAACAGUGGUGGAUCGUUUAAAUUAAACCUUAGUGGCUAUAAACGGGCUUAUUGUGGAAGGAUUUUGGCGUAUCCUUUCACAAUACCGGUGCGAGCGAUUUUGUUGUUCAAAAAACUAUCGACAAAAAAGUGACGAAACUAAUACGCGAGUGAAUAAAAAAAAAAACUAAAUAAAAAAAAUAAAAAAACAUUCUAAUUUUGAAAUGCUUCGAGUGCGCGCGUGAAUAAUGUCAACACAAGCGUACUACAAGGAGCGUUUGGGCUUCGACCCCCAAGAGGCGAUGCAAGAUGGCGUCAACGGAAACGGAUUUUACGACGGCCCACACCAGCCGAAGCGGCAGAGGAGCGAGCAGCGCCACCCUUCCGAGACCCACGAUCAAGUCUACGAAGAAAACCUAACUAAAUUCAAAGACGAACGUGACGCUAUACAGAAGAAGACGUUUACAAAAUGGGUCAACAAACAUCUCAAAAAGACGUACACGCGUCUGCACGUGUGCGAGGUCAUCAACAAUCAACCGUGCUGUCCGCCUCAACACGUGAAUCGUCACGUGAACGAUCUGUUCGAGGACCUACGCGAUGGACUGAACCUCAUCUCGCUGCUGGAGGUGCUAUCUGGCGAACAUCUCCCGCGCGAGCGAGGUCGCAUGCGUUUCCAUAUGCUGCAAAACGUCCAAAUGGCCCUGGACUUCCUCCGCUACAAGAAAAUCAAGCUCGUCAACAUCAGAGCUGAGGAUAUCGUCGACGGGAACCCAAAGCUGACCCUAGGUCUGAUCUGGACUAUCAUCCUGCACUUCCAGAUAUCAGACAUCGUCGUUGGACAAGAACCAAACGUGACGGCCCGGGAAGCUCUCCUGAGCUGGGCCCGACGCUCCACGGCCAAGUACCCUGGGGUGAGGGUGAGCGACUUCACGUCUUCUUGGAGAGACGGGCUCGCCUUCAACGCGCUCAUACACAGGAACCGCCCUGAUCUGAUAGACUGGCGUAAUAUCAGAUCAAGACAAGUCCGUGAGCGCUUGGAGACAGCCUUCCAUGUAGUCGAAAAGGAAUAUGGAGUCACCAGACUGUUGGAUCCUGAAGACGUGGACACCCACGAGCCGGACGAGAAGUCCCUCAUCACGUACAUCUCGUCGCUGUACGAGACGUUCCCGGAGCCCCCGGCCGUGCAUCCGCUGUUCGACGCGGAGUCCCAGCGCCGGGCGGCCGCUUACACCGAGCAGGCGGCCCAACAUCGCGCUUGGCUGCACGAGAAAUGCGCGCUAAUGCAGGACCGUGCUUUCCCGUCAACUUUGAUAGAAAUGAAGAAGCUGCUCAGCGAGAGCACGCGGUUCCGCAACGAGGAGGUGCCGCUCAGGCAGAGAGAGAAGCAGAAGCUCGUCCACCAGUACAGGGAGUUAGAGAAAUAUUUCGAAACAGUGGGCGAGUGCGAUAUCGAGCCGACGCUGCGCCCCGAGGCGCUGGAGCAGGGCUGGGCGCGGCUGCUGAUGGCGCAGCAGGAGCGGGAGCGCGACCUCACCGACGAGAUUCGGCGCCUCGAGCGCCUGCAGAGACUGGCCGAGAAACUGCACAGGGACAUCAAACAAACCGAAAGCGGUCUGGACAGCGUGGAGCGGCACAUCGAGGGGGAGCUGCGUCGCGUGGAGCGCGGCGUGCACCCCGCCGACGCCAAGACCGCCGCCGAGCAGAUCGAGCACGACCUGCGCGCCAUGGAGCUCGCGCUGCACGAGAUGUUCCAGGACGCGAACGCGCUCCGGGAGGGGAGGUACCCGCAAGCCAACGAGCUGCACAGGCGCGUGCAGCAACUCCAGGAGCGCUGGGCGCUGGCCCGACAGGCGCUGGCGAGCCGGCUGGUGCCGCGGCUGGCGGGCGUGCGCAUGCCCGUGCAGCACACCACCGUGCGCCGCGAGACCCGCACCGUGCUGGAGACGCGCGUGCACGAUGCCGACCCGCGCUUCCACCAGCUCGCCGACGCCGCCGCCUGGUGCCGGGACAAACUGAAAAAACUUCACGAAUCAGAAUACGGCUCCGACCUGCCGUCGGUGCUGCACGAGCUGGACAAACACCAGCGGGAACACAAACUGAUCGACCAGUUCCAUUCCAAGGUUGAACAGUGCGUCCACAACCGCUCCAACUUCAACGGCGAAGAGUUGAAUUUGUACAACCAGCAUCUGAGUCAGUUGCAAAAGUUAUACGCCGAGCUACUGUCUACUAGUACUAAGCGGAUGUCGGAUCUGGACGCGUUACACGACUUCCUUCAAUCAGCGACGGCGGAGUUGAACUGGCUCAACGAGAAGGAACAAGUGGAGUUGUCUCGCGACUGGGCCGACCCGCACAUCAACCUGCCCGCCGUGCAGCACUAUUACGAGCAACUCAUGUCGUCCCUUGAGAAGCGGGAGCUCCAGUUCAGCAACGUGAUCGACCGCGGCGAGGCGCUCAUCGCGCAGCACCACCCCGCCACCAAGACCAUCGAGAGCCACCUGCAGGUGAUGCAGUCUCAAUGGGCAUGGGUGCUCCAGCUGACCCUCUGCUUGGAGACCCACUUGAAACACACCACGCAGUACCACACCUUCUUCGAGGAGAUCAAAGAGGCGGAGAAAUGGAUCGCAAAACGCGAGGAAGCAUUAAACACGACAUUCUCCCAAUCGGAGUUCACCUUGGACCAGGGGGAGAGGCUCCUCAAGGGCAUGCAGGACCUUCGGGAAGAGCUGAACACGCACGGAGCCGCCGUGUCGCGUCUCGUCGAGGAGGCGCAGGAAGUCAGGCCCGUCAAGCUGCGGAGGGCGCCCGUCACCAGACCCAUCAGGGCUGAGACCGUAUGCGCGUACAAACACGCUAAUGUGGCGAUCGAGAAGGGCGCGUCGCUGUCGGUGGUGGACAACUCCGGGCGCAGCCGGUGGCGCGUGCGGCUGGGCGGCGCGGGCUCCGAGGCGCAGGUGCCGGGCGCCGUGCUGGCGCUGCCGCCGCCCUGCCGCGACGCGCUCGCCGCCGCCGACGCGCUGCGGGCACAGCUCGACCGGGUCAUCCACCUGUGGCAGAGGAAGCAACUCCGAAUGAGACAGAACAUGAUUUUCGCGACCAUCAAAGUUGUGAAAGGCUGGGACUUCCCUCAGUUCGUGGCGAUGGGAGCAGAGCAACGUCAGGCCAUCCGCCGCGCCCUUAACGAGGACGCGGAGAAGCUGCUCGCCGAGGGAGACCCCGCCGACCCGCAGCUGAGGAGGCUGCGUCGGGAGAUCGAUGACGUCAACAGGCUGUUUGACGAGUUCGAGCGCAGAGCCAGAGCUGAGGAGGAAUCCAAAAAUGCAGCUCGCAUCUUCACCGAACAAUCCACCCACCUGCUGGAACGGCUGGAAGUGCUUGAACGACAGCUACACGAGAGGAUCGCGAGCCACAUCCCGAGAGACCUGGACUCUUUAGAACACCUGGUGCUCCAGCACAAAGACUGGGAGGGAAACCUGCACGCGCUCUCCGGAGAUGUCGAAGAAGCGCAGUCUACAUUCAGAGGCAUAGCCCUCAAGACCCCAGCAAUGAAGAAGAGUCUCGACAAAGUAAUGGGCAAGUGGAACGACCUGCAUUCAAAGAGUCAACUGUUUGUUGAAAGAUUGAAAUUCGUCGAGAUCGUGGUGAACAGCGUGGAGGAGAACCACCAGGUCAUAUCCGAGUUUGAAAUCAAAUUGGCGCAGUUCAGUGACCUACCGAACGACAUUGAAAUUCUUAAAGACAUCCACGAAGACCUGCUCCGCAUGCAAGUGGCGGUGAGCAAGCAACAGAUCCAGGUGGACCAGAUGAACGACGACGCGGAGAACUGCCGGCGGCUCGUGCACGCCUCCCGGGACGCGCUGCCGCACUCCUCGCUGCCGCGCGCCGGCAAGCACCAGGACCUCGAGCGCCUGGACAAGGAGGUGGCGCAGCUCAACGCCAGGUGGAGCAACGUCUGCACUCAGCUGGCCGAGAGGCUUCGAAGUUGCGAGGCCGCCUACCAGCUGCUGCGCAACUACAACGCGGGACUCGAGAAGGAAGCCGAGUGGAUCGACGACGCAUACAAGCGGCUCCAAGCGCAGCCGCCCGUCGAAGUCAGGCCCAAAGAACAGUUCGAGCCCACCAGGAAUCUGCUGACAAGCGUUGUGGAGAGGACGCCAAAGAUUGAGAAGGUUAACGUGGACGGCGGACGAUUCAUACGUGAAGCGAAGAUAAACUCGUCGAGAUGCCAGCGUUACACGGAGUGGCUUUGUGAGGAGGUCCACCCGUCACUGGAUGUCAGGCAUUUGAGGCGCCAGGCCGACCUGGACCAGGCCGAGAGGAUCCGGCGAUUGGGCCGAGAUAUCGACCCCGACAGGAUCCCGGUGGGGUCCGACGCUGUGGCCCGGGAAUUGGAUGAGCUGAAUGCGAAGUACCAGAGGUUGCUGGACAUGCUUUACGAGAGAUUGAGGCGAAUCGCUGCUGCCAAUCCCGGAGACAUUGUUACAUUGCGCCUUGUGGAGGCAAUGGCUCCUCGUUCGGCAAGAUCCUUCCGGCAGGAGUUCAAUAUGCAAGACACGACCACAGAGCACACGUACACCUCACAAUAUACCACAGAAAAAUACGUGAGAACCUCACAUACUACGGAACUUGACGGUGAAGCACCGGUCAGAUCAAUGACCAAUGGCAAAUUAACAUCUCCUAAGUACACAACAAAGACUAUAAUUACGGACGAAGACAGACCUGAUGUUCGAAAGCUAAAACGCGUCCACAGAAUGUAUGAAGGUCCCAAUAUCAUCGAAUCGAGGGGUAUAGUGCAUCCCGAAACCAGAGAAAUAUUGACAGUGGGCCAGGCGAUCAGUAUGAGAAUACUUGACGUUCGCACAGGAAGACUCCUGUCUUCGCCCGACACGAGACAGACUAUAACGAUUGAACAAGCAGCCAAAGAAGGUCUUAUUGACCCUAAGCUAGCUGCGAGGCUCACUGGCCCGUGUGGAAUGACCGAAGACGGAAACGAAGUCACUCUAUUGGAAGCCAUACAGCGAGAACUCUAUGACGCUGAACAAGGAUUGUCUGAUCCAGCAGAAAAAAGGAUCAAGGUAACUGUACAGGGCGAAGGGCCCGGAACCCAAGGAAUGAGUAUCUCGGACGCGGUCAGUCGAGGACAAGUCGACCUUGACAAAGGUCUCUAUAGAUUACCCAAUGGAAGUUACAUUUCCAUCGCCGAAGCCUAUCAAAGAGGGUACCUUAUAUACAACGAGAUUAUCAAAAUCAAAUCGAGCGCGCUGUGUCUGUCGGACGCGAUAAGUCAAGACUUAGUAGAUAACAACGGUUGGAUCUUGGAUAGGAAUUCGGGCGACAAAUUCCAAAUAGACGUUGCUAUACAAAAUGAAUUAAUCAACCCUAACGUUAGGGAAAUUCUUGAUCCUAAAAACGACACAAAAAUAACUCUUUCUGAAUCUAUCGAGAAGAAUAUAAUUAACACUAAACAUUCUAAAUACGUGCACAAUGUUACAAAAGAGAAGCUUAGUUUCAAGGAAGCGGCGUAUAAACGUUACAUUUGUAAACCUAUGACCCUUAAAGACGUUUGCGAUAACAAUUUGAUGACUAACGAUGGUAAAAUAUUUUCCCUAUCCAACAGAGUUCCAUUGAAUAUAUUAGAAGCUAUAUCGGUCGGUAUUCUCGACAGCGACAAUGUUAAAUGUGUAACAGAUACAACGACAGGUCAGCUACUUACUUUAUCGGAGGCGAUAGGAGCCAAAAUAAUUCUUCCGGAUAAUAAGUUUAGGGAUAAUCUGACCGAUGAGAUAUGUACUAUACCGGAAGCAGUCGACCGCGGUCUUAUUACUUCUGUUUCGCAAAGAUCCAUUUUCGAUAUUGACGGUUUCAGAGAUCCGAAAUCAGGUGAAUUCGUAUCGUUCAAUGCUGCUUUAAGCAAAGGCAACUUAAAAUAUGUAAAUGGUGAAACUUUCUUGAAAGCAGAAAGUGGGGAUUUCGUCUUUCUAGAAGACUGCACUAAAGUGUCUAUAGUUCGACCUGAAGUUUUAGAAAUGUUCAACAGAAAGAUAGGUGUUUACGAAAACGGUAAGGAACUUAGCGUUUUAGAUGCUGUGUUCAAAAAUAUUCUUGAUCCUAAAUCGGGACAUUUACUGGAAGCGACCACUAAAAAACCUAUUCCUUUCAAUAAAGCUGUAGAGAUCAAUAUGAUAACGCCCGAAGGUGCGGCACUUUUGAAUUCUUUGUUAAAUAUCACUCUUACUUUGCAAACAGUUACUAAAACAGUUAAACGCUAUGUGACGGUGACUAAUACGACUUCAACUCAACGUACUGAAACUCUAAUCACAUUUGCUGAAGCUAUUAGACGUGGACUUAUCGAUGAAAACACUCAGACCUUUACCGACCCAACCACGGGCACCGUGAUGCCAAUACAGCAAGCUUUGGACGAAGGUUUAUUAGGGGUUGAAAAGAACGAACCACGUGUCGUUCACAUAUCCGAUCGAGUAGCUAAAAAAGAUUUAGUACCGGGACAAGUAGUAGAAUUAAAAAUAACGAAAAAGUCGUUUAUUAAAGAUCUACCUUCUAGUCCCGAAAGUAAGGUUGAGCGCGAUAGUCGACCAGAAACAUUAAAAAGCCCUGAAUACACAGUUCGUGAGGUUAGUCAACCGCGUGAAAGUGUAGUCCAAGAAAUUAGGACGGUUACUUCAAAAUCUGUUGUCACUGAACCUUCGGUAACCUCAAUGACCAUUAAGAAAAACACCAUUGAAUUGCCGAGAGGAGGGUGGACUUUAAAUGAAGCUAUACAUCUUAACUUUUUCGACCCUACUACGGGUAUGUUCGUUAUUCCUGGUACUGACAGAGUUUUAGACCUUGAAGAAGCCCUUAAAUUAAACCUAAUUAAUCCUGAAUCCGCAAAAGUCAUUGACCCCAAAACUCGUAAAGAAAUGCCAUUAGAUAAAGCACUCGAAUUACGUUUAAUUGAUCAUGUCGGUCGUUAUAAAUAUAUCACUGAAACUAUUACAAUGUUACAAGCAAUAGAAAGUAAAUAUAUUGUAUUUAUUCACCUAACUCAAUCGGUGUCAUCUCAAAAAGUUAUAACGAUUACAUCGGUAGCCGGUAUGCCAGAUAAAAUGGAAAUUUCGGAAAUAUCAGACGUGACCACGUAUCCACGUGACCUCGAAAUAGAGGAACAAGUGGCUUUAGAACCAGUACAAGUAGCACCUGGGGUUAUAUUUGAUCCUGCCACAGCUUUAGUCAUAUCUACUCCUUCUGGAGUUUCAGAGAAUAUAAUAGAAGCUGCUUAUAAUGGUACUGUCGCUCCUGACACUGUUAAAGUCAUUGAACCUCAGACUAGGAAAUUCAUAACAUUGCAGCAAGCCAUUGCUAAACGUAUUAUUGAUAGAAAAACAGGGGAUUACAUAGAUAACUCAGGAAAUAAAUUUACUCUAGCAGAUGCUGCAAAAGUAGGUUUGAUAGCUGUUGUAGGUGCACCUUUAGUUGCGGCUUCUAAAGUUAUUCAGGUUGUAAGGAGUACUAUGGUAGUUGAUCCACAAACGGGAGAAAAAUUACCGAUGGAGGUAGCAUAUGAAAGGGGCUUAGUUGACCCUGAUACGUAUAAGCGCUAUGAAGAAGAAAUUAGAGAUAGGACGUUAGAAAGCGACAAACCAAGAAGCGAACAUACAACAAAAACAGAGACAAUCACGGUUACUCAAACAACAAAGACAUCACCGGAGGGAGCCGCUACUGUUACAGUGGUGGUUGACCCAAAUACCGGGGAAAGAUUACCACUUGAUGUAGCUUAUGGAAGAGGCCUAAUAGAUCCCGUUUCAUACAAAAAAUACGUAUUGUCGGUUAGUGAUCAAAAACCAGGUUCCAUUACUUAUCAUGAUAUUAAGUCACCUAGUACUAGCAAAGUAACUUUCAGCCAAGCACCUCAGAACUUUGAGACUGAACCCAUAAAUAUAUCGAAUAGUAAAACAGUUACUGUUUCACAUUCGACCACAAAACCAAUAUCAGUAGGUGCAGCUGUUUCUGAAGGAUUCAUUACAGUAGAAUCAAUUCAAAAUAGUCUAUCUGCUGAUAACAGGCGAGUGAUAACAACACAGGCAUUAGACAAAAAAGACAAGCCGCCGGAAGUAAUUCAAAUUAUUAAAGCUAAUUUAAAACCCAAAUACAAAGUCGCUGCUGUUAGAGAAAACACUCCUGAUAUCCCGAUAGAGUCUAAACCCGUUAUUCUUCAAAAAUUAAGAAAACGUGUAGUAACACCUAUGGAAGCUCUCGAGAAAGCCUUAGUCGAUAAAGAUACAGCAAAUAUUUUAGAGUUGGUUAAAGCUUAUAAAGAUGAGAACGGCCUUCCUAUUAAUCUAAAAAAAGCGAUUGAUAUCGGGUUAGUUGAUGAAAACGACGGUAAAUUAGUAGAUCCAGUACAUGGUGAUACUUUAACGAUUAAAGUAGCGAUAAAUAGAGGAAUCUUAGACGGUGAAGGUCAAGAUGAAGUUCUGAUACCGCUUGCAAGAAGUUUAACUAUUCCCGAAGUUCUUGAACAAGGGUUACUCGAUCCAGUAACAGGUAAGAUUAUACAUCCCGAGACAGGUAGCCUUUUGACACUUAGAGAAGCUUUAAUUUGUGAUAUCGUAGAUCCAUUGUCAAGUGUAUCUAUAGCACCGGGAAAGAAAAUAACCUUAACCGAUGCUAUUACCAGAAAUAUGAUAGAUGAUAGUAAAAAUUUAAUUAAAACUAAUGAUGGUUCCAUGGAUUUAUUAACCGCUGUCAACGCUCAAGUCUUCUCUGAUGUCCAAGUAAUUAAAAAAGAUGAAACAAUACCUCCUGCAGCAAUGACUCUUAAUGUUGCUAUUAAAAAGAAUUUAAUAAAUCCUCAUACAGGGGAAAUAAAACACCCACUUACUGGUGAAUUAAUUUCACUUACUGAUGCCAUUAACAGAGACUUGAUUAUGGCAAUACCUUACCCUCAAACGUCUGAUACUAUUAUUUUAGAGGAUGCUUUAGAAAAAGGUGCUAUAAAUCUUAAACAGGGUGUCUUCAUUAAUCCAGAUACUAAGGAAAUACUUCCAAUUGACAAAGCUUUGGAACAAGGACUAUUGGCCAUUAAAACGAACCCAAUAGCUAUGGAAACAAGCGGUGUGGUAACUACUAUUACUGAAACAUUUACAUCGCAGCAUACAAUUACAACAAAAAUGAUUGAACUUCUCGCUGAUUAUGUAUUAAUCAAUGCGAAUGAAAUAAAAAACACUAGAACCGGUGAAAUCAUGACUAUAGAUGAAGCUCGUCUUAAAGGUAUUGUGAGAGAUGAACAAACCAGUAAGGAACAGUUUAUUACAUCUGAUACCAAUAUUAAUUUUGAAGAUGCGCUAAGUCACGGCUAUAUCAACAUUGAAACCGGCACUUUCACUCAUCCUAAUACUGGCGAAACUCUAUCAAUACCAGAUGCAGUUACUUCGGGAGUAUUAACUACAGAAAUUAAGCCAGAUUCUAGUGAGCCUUCUCUGAAGAAAAAAGAGUUAGAAAUGCUAGAUCUAAAUGAAGCAUUUGAACUUCUGUUUGAUGAAAGAACGCAAAAAUUCAAGGAUCCCAAAUCACCUCACAAACUAAUAUCAUUCAAAGAUGCUCUUGCUAAGAAAAUUAUAGAUCCUGAAUCUGUAAUAUACAAUGUAGAGGCUGCUAAACCAGUUACUUUACAAGAAGCUGUAAAAAUAGGGCUUAUUGACAUCAAAACAGGACAAUUAAAAGAACCUAAAACAGGUAAAUUGGUAGAUAUAAAGAAAGCUGCAAAAAUUGGGCUAGUCGCUGUGAUCGCAGCUCCUGUACUCGCUGGUAUGGCAGUAGUACAGGGAGCUCAAGCGGUGAAAAGUAAAUUGAUGCAACCAAAGCAAGACAAGGUGUUUGAGGAACCAAGUAGAAUUGUGUCCGCUGAUAAAGCGACUGUUGACAAGGUUACAGAGCCUAAAAAAGUAAUUCAACGUAAUAUUGAAGUAGAACCAAAAGUGAAAGAUGCUAAAGUAAGUGUUAAGGAUAUUCCGUCGCGGCCUAGCAUAUCCGAGGAUCCUAAGAAAGAUGUCAGUAAAGAAAAACUAAAAACGGAAAUUACUCCUACAGAAAAAAGGGAAAUUGAAACUGAAACUGCCGUAGCAUCAUCAGCGGAAAAACAGGUUAUAACUUCUGCCAACCAACCAUCAUCAAUAACUACGAAGCCUGAACAUCAGAUAGCUACCUCAGUGCCAAGUAAAACUAGUAUCAAGCACGAAGAGCAAGUUCUUGAAUCAUCUAAAGUGUUAGAAAAAAAUAUUAUUGAUCUCAAAGAAGUUGUUGAAACAUGUCAAAAGGUCAAAUACGGUACUAAACCUGAAAAUGAGAAAACGCAAAUGACAGUAACCGAGAAAUUAACUACAGAACAUAUUAAACAAGCCCCCAAGCAUGACAAACCAAUUUCAGGACAAGAAAUGGAUAUAGUGAAACAAAAAGAUAGUCAUGAAUUAAAUGACGAAGAUACGGCGAAACAAAAUCCUGAGCAGUCAACCCCAAGAGAUGAAGGAACAAGAAUUACAAAAACUACAAUUACAAAAACAGAUCCAUCCAAGUCUUCAUUACAGACGACUAGCACAAUAACAGCUACUAAGACAUCAACUGUGACAACAAUAGAGGUCACUCAAAGUGCAUCUUCAUACAAGAUCAGUCCUGAAGAUUACGAAUCUGAGGUCACUAUUGAAGAAAUUGAUAGUGAACCUUACCAAUCUUCACAAGUGCUUGAUAAAGAAUAUACUACGGAUGUUUCUAAAGAUCGUUAUGAAAUAACAACUGAAGAUGUAUCUCCCAAAGACAUAAUCAAGUCUAAACCUAUUGAUGAAGCUUCUAUAAAACAGAAAUCACCCGAAGUAGAAACAAAAAUAGCUGAACCUCCCAAAAUUAUCGAAGUGACCGAGGGUGUUAUUUUUGAUCCUAAAACAUCUUUGGUUAUUUCAGAAGCUAUUGGAGUGUCUGGAGAUUUGUUAGAAGCUGUAAAUAAAGGUGUCGUUCCAUCUCAGAAUGUUAAAGUUGUAGAUCCGAAAACAGGUGUUCAGAUUUCACUCCCAGAAGCUAUUAAAAAAGGUGUUGUCGACGAAAAAACUGGCAAAGUGAAAGACACAACAGGGAAAAAAAUUAGUUUCGCAGAUGCAGCGAAGUUGGGGCUUGUAGCCGUUGUGGGUGCACCUAUUUACGCAGCAUCUAAAGUAAUUGAAAUUGUUAAAAAUGCAGUCGUAGUUGAUCCUAAAACUGGAGAAAAAUUGCCUAUAGAUCAAGCUCGUCAACGCGGCUUAAUUGACUCACAGGCUUAUGGCAAAUAUGAAGAGGUUAUAAAAAGUAAUACUUGUCAAGAUAUUACUACUUCUCAGGUUACUGAAUAUAUCAAAACAGUAGUAGUCGUCGAUCCGAAAUCAGGCGAAAAAUUAUCCAUAGAUGAUGCUUAUCAGCGUGGACUUGUUGAACCCGAUGUUUAUGAAGAGUACAAAAAAUCUGGGCAAAUUGCAAAUACUGAAGGAUUAGUUUCUUCAACAGAAACUAGUCCUAAAAGGGAAAUUUUGCAGCCAAGUUCGAUUGACGAAUCUUCUUUGAUUAUACGACAAGGUACUAUGACCGUAACUGACAUCGUCAAAACGGUCAUUGUAGAUCCUAAAACCGGUGAACAAGUAACUUUAGAGGAAGCCCUUAACCGUGGUUUAGUUAACCAAAAGGAGUAUGACACAUUACAAGAUACUGCCAAAUCUUAUAGUCCACAAAAUAUAGUUGUAUCAAAAACUUCAGAAACAAAAUCAUUCCUUAUUGAAGAUCCUAAAUCAGGUAAGAAAUUGAAAUUAGACGAGGCACUUGAACAAGGUAUAAUUGACUCUGAUACUUAUGAAACAUAUGAAGAUUCUUCUAAGUCGUACGAUGUCAGAGAUGUAUAUGUUAUUGAUCCUAAAACAAACGAGAAGUUACUAUUAGAAGACGCUUUAAAACAGGGUGUCAUUGACUCUGAGAGUUACGAGAAGCUUAAAGAUAAUACAGAUCACCAACAAGUAUCACAUGAAACUAAAGUUAUUAAAACCAUUCUCAUUAAAGAUCCACAAACAGGUGAAAAUAUGUCUUUGGAGGAAUCUUUAAAUAGAGGUGUUAUAGAUAAAGACACAUAUAUAAAAUAUAACGAAGUAUUAAAAUCUAACAAUCCUGAAGAUUUGAUGCUUCUGCAACGUCUUAAGGAUUUUGAUAUAACAGUCACCGAACAGAUUGUACAACACCAAGUAAUAACUAAAACUACAACCAAGGCUGGAGAAAUAAUAACAAGUAAAAAAAUUGAAUAUGAACCGACCAUUUCUAUAGAACAAAAAGUCUCCGAGUUCGAAGGUCCAAUUCAGACAGUUGUUAAGGACGGUAAGACCGUAUCUGCCAUGUUGAUUGAUGCCGAACGACAACCCUUAAGGGUAAUUGAUGAAAUAACUGAACAAAAUGUAACGAAAGAGAAACCGACUCCUGUUAAACCAUUAUAUGAAAACGUAACGCUCAUCGAUGCUAUUGCUCAAGGUAAAGUGGAGCCUAAAAUUUGUAGGAUUAUCAUAAACGGAGUUGAAUCUCCACUUACUGUUCAAGACUCUCUUGAACAGGAACAGAUAAGCCGAUUUGUACAGGUUGAUGUACUGUCUAAAAAUUGUGUAGUGUUGAAAGAGACCAAACCCACUUACUGUGUCGCUAUAUCUCAAAGAUUAACCCCAGAAGAAUUAUCAGAAAUGGGCGUAUAUGAUAUUGAGAAAGGUAUUUUCUUAAAUCCUGAAACAGGGGCUAAGAUAUCCUUUGAAGAGUUGGUUUAUAGCUUACAAAUAUUCGAUCCCGAGGCUAUAUUAGUUAAAGAUUUAAGUUCUAAAUCGGACGAUUACAUUUCAUUUGAUGAAGCUAUCGCUAGACCUAUAAUUGAUAAAACCACAGGUCACAUGGUCAAUCCGAAAACCGGUAAACGCGUGCCCUUCUUAGAAUGCGUUCAAUUGCGAUGGAUUGUAGAGAAACCUGAUGAUGUUUCAAUAACGGAACAGGUCACAAUUGAAUCCGCGCUAGAACAAGGAUUAUAUAAUGCUCAGACAGGUGUAAUAAAAGAUGUUAAUACUGGUGCCUUAGUGCCUAUAGGUGAAGCGGUGCAAAAAGGCUUGAUAGAUCAUGAGUCUUUGUUAAUCACCGUACCGCGAACUAAUGAAUUAGUAACUCUCUCAGACGCAAUAGAGCGUGGUAUACUCGAAAUUCACGACGGGGUUAUCACUAUUAUUGAGACGCAAGAAAUCAUUGAAAUAUCUGUUGCUAUCCAACGCGGUUUGAUUACUAUCAUCCGACGGGCUGUUUCUAUUGAAGCAAUUAUAAAGAGCCAAAUGUAUGAUUCCAAAACGGGAAAAGUUAAGGAUAUUUUGACUGAUCAAUUAAUUACUGUACGCGACGCGGUAGAUAGGAACAUAGUUCAUCCAACAAUAUCUGAAGUAAAAGAUACGGGAACCGAUAAAUUCCUACCAUUAGGAGAUGCUCUUGAUGUAAAACUCGUUGAUCCAAUAACAGGGAAAUUAAAAGACAAAAAGACUGGUAAAUACAUUCCAUUAGACGAUGCAUUAAAUAAAGGAUUGGUUGCUACUAAAUCUGUUACUUUCACUUUGUUCGAUAUCAUCGAAUUAGGUUACUAUACACCUGAAAAUGGACAAAUUCUAAAUCCGAUAUCGGGUAAAAUUAUAACACUGAAGAAAGCUAUUCACGAGAAACUUGUAGAUCCUACCGAGAUACAAAUUAAAGAUGAUAAGUCAGAGGCAGUUGUAUCGUUCGAUAAAGCUGUACAGUCUGGCCUGAUAGAUCUUGAACAAGGAAUAAUCACGUCACCAGUUAUGAACCUUAAAGAUGCGUGUGAUAAGGGUUAUCUUCUUAGCGAUAAAAAACCAUGGACAUUACAAGAAGGUCUCGUACAAGGAUUUUACGAUCCUGGAACGGGUCUUUUGACAAUUAAUAAUAUUACAAUGACUUUAGAAGACGCUAUCAAAAUUGGUAAUAUAAAUCCAGAAGCUUUGACUGUAAGAAAUGCAAUAACGGGGGAAAUUAUUUCAUUGUCAGACGCUAUCAAAGUAGGAAUAAUUGACUCUAAAGAAGGUAGGGUUAGAGAUCCGGUUCACGGGGAUAAAAUAUCCCUUACAGAUGCCGCCGAACGUGGUUUAAUUGUACCCGCCAAACGAAAAUUAAGUUUGCCAGAAGCAGUAUUUAAGGGUUUCUACGAUCCAAAAACUGGUAAAUUUUCACAUCCUCAAAGUAAAGAGAAAGUGCCCACUGAUAGGGCAAUAAGGAAACGAAUGAUAGAUCCUCAGUCAACUUUGGUACACUUUGCUGGUAAAGUAAUUCCGUUUGAAUUCGCAGUAGACAGAGGUAUUGUAGAUAGCAGAACAGGUACUAUAUUUGUAGGCGAUGAAAAAAUUGACUUCCGUGAAGCUUUUGAAAGGGGGGUUUUAGUUGAAGUUCGUAAACCUUUAUCGCUCGUUGAAGCUAUUGAAAAGGGUGUUUAUAAUGAAAUAUCUGGACUGUUUAUGGAUCCACAAACUGGUAAAAAGUACACUCUUACUGAAGCAAUUAAACUUCAUUUGAUCGAUCCUCAUUCAGUGCACAUUCAAGACAAUAGAUUAGGUAAAUGGGACAAGUUGUCAUUGCCAGAGUCCUUAGAAACAGGAGUCAUAGAUGAUCAAAGUGGUAAGAUCAGAAAUAUAAAUAAUGACAAUGAAGAAAUUUCUUUACGCAAAGCAUUUGAAAUCGGUCUCCUUGUUGAUAGUAAAGCACCAAUAAGCUUGCAAAGAGCAUUGCAUCAAGGACUUUACGAUGAUGCGACCGGUAAAUUUAUUGAUCCAACUAGUAAUCGUAAAAUUACUCUUCAUGAAGCUAUUAGGAGGUCAGUCAUUAGUCCGAAGUAUCUAUGCUACUUCGACAAAAAAUCUGAAAAACCUUUGUCUCUUGGCGAGUGUUGCCGUAACGAAAUUAUUGAUAGGAGAAGUGGCAAGUUCCACGAACCAGGUUCCGAUGUCCAGAUACCCUUAUCUGAAGCCAUGAGUCUAGGAUUAAUCGUGGAUAUUGAAAGUGCUGGCUUCACUUUGUACGACACAUUAGCCAUGAACAUGUAUAACAUAACAGAAUUAAUAUUUAUUCAUCCGGUAACGGAACGUAAAAUAACACUUAAUUUAGCAAUAGCUGAAGAGCUCAUAAAUCCUGAAACUUCCUUGGUAAAACAUAUACCGUCUAGCAAAUAUAUUAAAUUGACUGAAGCCAUCGAAAGCGGUAUAGUAGACGAUGAAAACAAUAUUUACGUUCUACCUAACGGCAAUCAAAUCAAUUUGUUAGAUGCUAAACAUCGCGGCCUUGUGGUAACGACAAAGAAAAAUCUUAGCCUAGAAGAAAUAAUUAGAAACGGCUUAUUUAGAGCGGAUAACGGCAAAAUCGUUGAUCCAUGCACAAAUGAAUUCAUUGAUAUAAAUAAAGCUAUCGACAUUGGUCUCCUCAAUCCGGAACUUACAGUUGUUAAAGAUAGUUUUACGAAUAAAUACAAACCGCUUUUAUUGGCUAUUCAACAAGGUGAUGUUGAUGUUGCAAAAGGCAGGGUACUAGAUACAAAAGCAAAGAAAACAUUUAGCAUUGACACUGCGUUCGAUAAGGGUUUGCUCGUGACUGUUAUACAGCCAAUUACUUCUCAAACAAUAUCUAGAAAAUUCGUGUCAGAUAGUGCGGCCUAUAAACAACCCAUGCUUAGGGAAUUUUCUCUUGAUGAAGCUAUCAAGUAUGAAUUUAUUGAUCCAGAAACGGCCGUCAUAAAAGAUCCCCAUAAGAAUAAAUACAUUCCACUUAACCUAGCUAUUACUGAAGGUAUUAUUGACAAAAAUGCGAAGGGAUCUUUCGAUACUCAGAAUAGGUCGCGCACGCUUUGUUUCGUUUUUGAAAACGGUUUAAUUGUGUACGUAAGAGAGCCUCUUACGUUCGAACAAGCGCUCGAAAAGGGUUACCUUAACGUUAGCACCGCUCGAUUUACCGAUCCAUCCUCCAACGAAGUGCUCACGAUUAAAGACGCAACCACACUUGGGUAUAUUGAUGCAGACACAGCGCUCAUCAAAGAUAAUCUCAAAAAGAGGCUAACUAAACUUCCGGAAGCUUUCCGUAAGGGUUUCAUGGACGCUGAAAAAGGCAAUAUAUUAGACACUGAGACCUCAAAACUUAAUACAUUAUCUGCUGCAAUCGAAAGCGGUCUACUCAUGACGCCAAAGAAGAGCUUCACCUUAAUCGAAACUCUAAAUUUCGGUAUCUACAAUCCUACUACCGGUGCCUUGAACGAUCCAUUCAUUACUACCAGCGUUAUCGAUAGAAAGAGGCUUAAUUUAGACGAAGCGAUCCAACAAGGAAUCGUUGAUCCGUCAAGCACAGUUGUCAAGGAACCGGAGACCGGAAAGAUAUUGCCAUUGGUUCAAGCUAUAGAACAAAGGUUGGUUGAUCCCGUUGAAGGCAGACUCACGAUUGAUGCAAAGAAAGGGAUCAGUCUUGAUUUAGUCAAAGCCCUAAAGAAGGGGUAUUUGCUGCCAGCAGAAACGAGGCAAGCAGUAGAAGAGAAAUAUAGGCUUUGCGACGACACCCUGUCGAAAUUGCUCGAAUGGAUCGGCAAUGUUGAGGACCGAUUAGCCAACCAAGAGGCAGUAAAGGAAGAUAUCGAUGAACUACGUAACCAGAUAAAUACAUUGAAGUCGAUCAAGGAUGACCUUGAGGGUCACCAGCGUCAAGUAUCCGCUUGCGCAGACCAGGCCAAGCAACUCCUCGUGUCCGGAGGCGACGUGCUUGCUCCACAUGAGGUGGCAGCACUGGAGCGCGGCGUGCGGCAGCUGAAGCAGCGCUGCGACAAGUGCUCUGACAAAUGUGAUAAGAUGCUGAGGAGGCUCGCGGCCGCCAGGGACGAGCUCGCCAAGUUCAUCAACGAAUUGAACACAUUUAACGUAUGGAUGGAUGGCGCGUACCGCACGUUGGAAGACAAGGAGGCGGCUCUGUCCAAGCUGGACACGCUCUCCUCGCAAACGGACGACAUCAGAGAGUUCGUGUCUGACGUCAUCGCGCACCAAGCAGACCUGAGGUUCAUCACCAUGGCCGCGCAGAAGUUCGUCGACGAGAGCAAGGAGUUCCUGUCGAUCCUGAACGAGUACCGCACGUCGCUGCCGUCGCGGCUGUCGCACGUCCCGGCGGGCGAGGAGGGCGCGGUGCGGGGCGCGGCGGGCGCGGCGCGGCGGGCGCACGGCGAGCUGGCGGCGCGGGCGCAGCGCCUGCAGGACCGCCUGCGCGCCGCCAGCGACCGCGCCGCGCACCACGCGCACGCGCUCGCCCGGGCCCAGCGCUUCCUCGACGAGGUGGAGCCCCAGGUCCGCGGCGUGCUGUCGGAGCCAGUGGGUGGGGAGCCUCGCGCUGUGGAGGCGCAGCUGUCCCGCGCCAAACAUCUGCACAACGAGAUCCUGGCGCAGGGACGACUCAUCGACAACGCCAAGGAUGCUUGUGACCAACUAGUAAAAUCUCUAGAGGGUCACCUGACUCCUGCCGAGAUUCGACAGUUGGAAGUGCCGGUGGUGGACCUCACUAGCCGGUACCAUGACCUCUCCGAGGCUGUUGGUAGCCGAUGCUCGGAACUGGAGGCCGCCCUGCUGCAGUGCCAGGGUCUGCAGGACUCCGUCGAGGCCCAGGCGCAUUGGUUGGGCGAAGCCGAGGACUUGUUUAAACAGCAGCUGGGUGGCGCGUCGCUGGUGGUGGCGCGGCUGGAGGAGCAGGUCCGGGAGCAGCGGCGCGCGCACGCACAGCUGGGCGGGCGGCGCGCCACGCUGCAGGCGCUCGCGCACUGCGCCGCCGCCGAGCCCGCGCCCUCCCGCCUCGCCAAGAAGCUGGAGCAGCGCGCGCAGGACAUAUACGCGAGAUACGAAAAGCUAGUGGAACGCUCGGCCAAACGCUCCGAAUUCUUGGACGAAGUGUCGGCCGAGUUGGCCCAGUUCACCCAACAGGCCAACGUGUUGGAUGCGGCGUACGGCCAACUCAUCGAGCAGUCCGAGGGCCGGGAGCUGGCCAGGAUGCCGGCCGACCAGCUCGGGGCUAGACUGGCCGACCUGGCCAACUAUAGGGACAAACAAAUGCCGCUUCUAGACGAAUGUCUGCGUAUGGGGAAGAGGUUGGUCGCGAAGAAAGACGUCACCGACACGCACGUUGUACUCGAUAAGAUGAAGGCUCUGGAGAACCAGUGGCGCGACUUCAACACGUCCUUGGAAGAGAAGCAGAAACUGUCCAGACAGCGCGCCGACCAACUCACGCAAUACGAGUCUUUGAAGAUACAGGUACUGGACUGGCUCCAAUCGAUGGAGAACAGAGUGUCUCACCUCCAGCCCGUGGCAGUCGACCUGGACGUCAUCAAGCGUCAGCAGGACGAGCUGCGCCCUCUAGCGAAGGAGUACAGAGACUACUCCAUAACCAUAGACAAGGUGAACGAGGCCGGCGCCGCGUACGAGGCGCUGCACCGCGGCGACCGCGCCGACAGCCCGCACCGCAAGAGGCAGCUCUACAGCCCGACCAAGCGACACACGCCCAGUCGCACUUUGGAUGGAAGGUCGCCUUCUCCAGGCAAGGGCUCAGUCCUCGUCAGUCCCGGAUCUACUUCGAGCGGAUUCUCGUCACGACGAUCCAGCCAAGACGGCUUCCAUCUUGAAGAACUGUCCCCGGUCCAGCAGCAACUGUCGGAGAUCAACAACCGGUACAGUCUGCUGGGCACGAAGCUGUCGGACCGCCACACGGAGCUGGAGGCCAUCAGGGAGGAGAUCAAGAAGCACUUGGAGAGCUUCAGGACUUUGAACGCGUUCUUGGACAAGGUGCAGAGACAAUUGCCUAAGGACACAGUCCCCAACAACAAGGAGGAGGCUGAUAAGAUCAUAAAACAAGCUCGCGCCGUCCUCGAAGAGAUGUACGAGAAACAGAGCAUCCUCGACUCCACCAAGACACAGGUACGAGAACUUCUGAAGCGCAAACAGAGCGUGCAGGGGGCUGACCGUCUGCACGACGAGAUGGAAGACGUCGCCUCCAGGUGGAAGGCUCUUCACGACGGCUUGAAAGACAAGAUAAGACUGAUGGAGGAGAUGAAAGACUUCUUGGACACACACUCGAACCUGUCCCAGUGGCUCAACGCCAAGGAGCGCAUGAUGGCGGCCCUGGGACCCAUCUCCACCGACUCCAGCAUGGUGCACACGCAAGUACAGCAGGUGCAGGUCCUCCGCGAAGAGUUCCGCAGCCAGCAGCCGCAGCUGACUCACCUGGAGGAGGUGGGCAGCGCCGUGCUGUCCCGGCUGCCCCCCCACUCCGCGGACGCGCGUGCCCUCCAGGGACAACUGCAUGACGUCACGCAUCGCUGGGACGAUCUGCUAGCCAAGCUGGCGGCGCGCGCGGAGAGCCUGGGCACGGCGGCGGACACGGCGCGCGAGUUCGACGCGGGGCUGGCGCGGCUGCGGGGCGCGCUCGCCGCCAUCAGCGACAAGCUGGACGAGCUCGCGCCCGACCACGAGCCCGACGAGCAGCUGCGCAAGAUCGAGCACUUGGAGCGCCAGCUGGAGGGGCAGCGGCCGCUGCUGGCGGGGCUGGAGGUGUCGGGCGCGGCGCUGGCGGGCGUGUGCGAGGCCGCCGCGGCGCAGCACGUGGGCGCGCGCCUGGCCGCCGCCGCCCGACACCUCGACACCCUGCAGCGGAAGCUGGACCACAGGAAGGCCGAGCUCGAAGCCGCGCUCAAGGACGGCCGCAAUCUCGAAGAGAACGUCGCCCGAACCCUCGGCUGGCUCCAGUCCGAGCUGGGCUCGCUGCCGAGCCGCCUCCAAGUGUCCGCGGACAUCAACAAACUGCAACAACAGAUACAGAAACACGAGCCCCUCUACAGAGAUCUCACUCAACGGGAACACGAAAUUAUUAUGUUGAUUGAUAAGGGCCGUGAAAUGGAAAAGAAACCUUCUCACCAGAACUUAAGGAAGGAUCUCGAUCGUAUACAAGCUCAGUGGGACAAGCUGAAGCGAGAGAUUGUCGACAGAAACACAAGACUACACACCGCCAUGGAACAUUGCCGUAAGUUCCACAAGUGCCAAGAGUCGUUCUUGCCGUGGCUGGCAGACACAGAGGAACGCAUCGCCAAGCUUCCUCCGCCGGCAUUCUCCAAGAAGGAAGUUGAGAAACAACUUAGAGAACUGCAACACAUCCGAAACGACAUAUGGAAAAGGGCCGGAGAGUUCGAGAACAACAAAACUCUCGGUGAGACUUUCAUUUCGUCGUGUGACGUCGACCAAGACGUGGUCCGAACGCAAAUCGACAGCAUGAAGGAAAGAUGGGACAAGAUAAACAACGAGGUUCUCCAGCAAGUGGAGUUCCUGGAGACGACGAGCCGCAUGCUGGGCGAGGUGCUGGAGAAGAGCCGCGGCGUGGAGACUCCGCUGCAGCGCUGCGAGGAGCGGCUACGGGACGCGCACGCCGCGCCGCCCGCGCUCGCCGCGCCCGCACUCGCCGCGCUCGCCGACCAUCUGCAGGCCCUGUGCGCGCCGCUGCAGAGCGUGGAGGUGGCAGUAGAUGACAUAGUGACGAUGGCGGAGGAGCGGCUGGGCCCCGAGGGCGGAGCCCGGGCCCGCGCGGCGCUGGAGGAGGGCCCGCGCGCCCUGGCCGAGCGGCUGCACCGGCUGCAGGACCAGGCCGACCUCGCACGCACCAGGCUCGCGGGCGCCACCGCCGCGCUCACUCACUUCCAGGACAAAGUGAAGAGUCUAUCGCACGACCUAUCGGACCUGGACAAGGAGUUGGACUCGAUGAAGCCGCCGGGGCGCGACCUCAAGACCGUGAAGCAGCAGCUGGAGGACGUGGCGCGCUUCUACAAGCGGCUGGAGGGCGCCGACGACCUCAUCGCGCAGGCGGAGCGCGCCGCCGAGGGGCUCGCCGACAGCGGCUACACCGCAGACUCCGCCAAGACCAGGGACCAGGUGGAAGGGCUCCGUAAGCAACUGGCCAAGCUGGACGAGAGGGCUCGCUCUAAGGAGCAGGACCUCGAUGACACCCUCAGCAAACUGGAAGCCUUCUAUAAGGCUUACGACUCGGUCAUGGAUGACGUACAAGAGGCUUCGGAACAAAUGAGAAGUCUGAAGCCGGUGUCGUCGGAAGUCGACCAGAUCCGCGCCCAGCAGAAGGACUUCGCCGAACUAAAGCGUCACACGUUCGAGCCCCUGGGACAGAACGUGACUCACUGCAACAAGAUCGGGCAGGGGCUGGUCAGGUCCGCUCUGCAGGGAGCCAACACUCAGCUGCUAGAGAAGGACCUCGAGAAGAUGAACGACAAAUGGAACGCUCUGAAGGAAAAGAUGAACGAACGCGAGCGGCGCCUGGACGUGGGGCUGCUGCAGUCCGGCAAGUUCGCUGAGGCGCUGGCCGGCCUGGACAAGUGGCUCGCCGACACCGAGGACAUGGUGCGCAACCAGAAGCCGCCCUCGGCCGACUACAAGGUCGUCAAGGCGCAGCUACAGGAGCAGAAGUUCCUGAAGAAGAUGUUGAUGGACCGUCAAAACUCUAUGUCGUCUCUGUUCGCGAUGGGCAACGAGGUGGCUGCCGGCUGCGAGCCUCAGGAGAGAAAGGCCAUCGAGAAACAACUCAAGGGCCUGGUGCAGAGGUUCGACGACCUCACCACCUCCGCACAACAGAGGAUGCUGGAUCUGGAACAGGCUAUGAAGGUAGCAAAGCAAUUCCAAGAGGAGCUGCAGCCCCUGGUCGAGUGGCUGGGAGUGUCAGAACGUAAAGUCAAGUCCUUGGAACUGGUGCCCACUGAUGAGGAAAAAAUACAGCAGAAGAUCAGAGAGCAUAAGGCCCUCCACGACGACAUCCUGUCGAAGCAGCCGGCGUUCAAGCAGCUGACGGAGACAGCCUCGACCCUGAUGGGGCUGGUCGGGGACGACGAGGCCACCGCGCUGGCCGACAGGCUGCAGGCCGCCACCGACAGAUACCAAACUCUGGUGGAUCAUAAUUUGAACGUAGGCGAUCUGUUGGAGAGCUCUCGCAAGGGGCUGCGGCACCUGGUGCUCACGUACCAGGACCUGUCCGCCUGGAUGGACGGCAUGGAGCAGUACCUCGCCAAGAGGAAGCUGCUCCCGGUCCAUAUGGAGAAACUGCUCCGGCAAAUGGACGAAUUGGCUGAGAAAACGGAAGAAAUAGCCGUGAAGCAAGAAGCAGUCGACAGCACCGUGGACUCGGGCCUCGAGCUCAUGAAGCACAUCUCCGGAGACGAAGCCCUGCAGCUCAAGGACAAGCUGGACGCCCUGCAGCGCCGGUACAACGACCUCACCAGCCGCGGGGCCGACCUGCUCAGGGUGGCCUCCGAGACCCUGCCCCUCGUGCAGCAGUUCUACAACAGUCAUGCCAAACUAACGGAAUGGAUGACGAGCGCGGAGACGUGCCUGCAGUCGGUGGAGCCCCGCGAGGAAGACAUCCUGCGGCUGGAGGUGGAGCUGCAGGAGUUCAGGCCGGUGCUGGACACCAUCAACUCCGUCGGACCGCAGCUCUGUCAGAUAUCGCCCGGAGAGGGCGCCACUCACAUCGAAGGAAUCGUGACCCGCGACAACAGGAGGUUCGACGCCAUCGCCGAGCAGGUGCAGAGGAAGGCCGAGAGGCUGCUGCUCAGCAAGAAGCGUUCCCUGGAGGUGGUGGGCGACAUGGAGGAGCUGGUGGAGUGGCUGCGCGGCGUGGAGGCGCGCCUGCGGUCCGCCGCGCCGCCCUCGUGCGAGCCCGCCGCCGUGCGCGCGCAGCUGCGCGACCAGCGCCCGCUGCACGACGAGCUGGCGGCGCAGCGCGUGCGCUGUCGGGACCUGCUCGCACAGGCCAAGAAGGUGGUGCGCGAGUGCGGGUCCGCGGAGGAGGCGGCGGGCGUGCGCGCGCGGAGCGAGGAGCUGCGCGAGGUGAUGGAGGAGGUGGGGGCGCUGGCCGCCGCGCGCCUCGCCGCGCUCGAGCACGCGCUGCCGCUCGCCGAGCACUUCGCCGACACGCACCUCGGUCUCACGUCCUGGCUGGACGACAUGGAGAGGCAGAUCCACAUGCUGGCCAUGCCCGCGCUCAGACCCGAGCAGAUCGCCCAGCAGCAGGACAAGAAUGAGAUGCUGCAACAGUCCAUAGCGGGGCACAAGCCGCUGGUGGACAAGCUGGUGAAGACGGGCGAGGCGCUGGCGCGGCUGUGCAGCGAGCUGGACGCCGCCAAGCUGCAGGACGUGCUGGAGGGAGACUGCGAGCGGUACAACGCGCUGCGGGCCGAGCUGCGGCUGCGGCAGCAGGAGCUCGAGCAGGCUCUCCAAGAAUCGUCCCAGUUCUCGGACAAGCUGGAGGGGAUGCUGCGGGCGCUGUCAGGCGCCGCCGACCAGCUGCAGCGCGCCGAGCCGGUCUCCGCUCACCCACCCAAGAUCGAAGACCAAAUCGAAGAGAACGACGCUCUGGUGGAGGACCUGGACAAGCGCAAGGAGGCGUACAACGCCGUGCAGCGCGCCGCCUCCGACGUGUUCAGCAAGGCCAACAAGAGCGACCCCGCCGUGCGCGACAUCCGGAACAAACUCGACAAGUUGAACAAACUGUGGGACGAGGUGCAGCGCUCGUCGGAGAAGCGGCGGCGCGGGCUGUCGGGCGCGCUGGGCGUGGCGCGCGAGUUCUGGGCGGCGCUGCGGGCCGUGUCCAGCACGCUGGCCGAGCUCGCCGACACGCUGGCCGCGCAGCCGCCGCCCGCCGCGCACCCGCCCGCCAUCCAGCAGCAGCAGCUCGCGCUGCAGGAGAUCCGCCACGAGAUCGACCACACCAAGCCCGAGGUGGAGAAAGUACGGAAGACCGGUUCCACUCUCAUGUCUCUCUGCGGGGAACCCGACAAGCCAGAGGUCAAGAAACACAUGGAGGACCUAGACAACGCAUGGGACAACAUCACAGCACUCUACGCCAGACGAGAGGAGAAUCUCAUCGAUGCUAUGGAAAAGGCGAUGGAAUUCCAUGACACUUUGCAGAAUCUCCAAGACUUCCUGGACACGGCGGAAGACAAGUUUUCGCGCAUGGGUCCGCUCGGCUCGGACAUCGACGCCGUGAAGCGUCAGAUCGCUCAGCUAGCCUCCUUCAAGCAGGAGGUCGACCCUCACAUGGUGAAGGUCGAAGCUUUGAACAGGAGUUUGACGAGGCAAGCCCAGGAGCUGACAGAGAGAACGUCGUCAGAGCAAGCGGCCGCCAUCAAGCAGCCCCUGACGGAGGUCAACGCUCGCUGGUCGGCCUUGCUCCGCGGCAUGGUGGAGCGCCAGCAGCAACUGGAGAAGGCGCUGCUGAGACUCGGGCAGCUCCAGCACGCCCUGCAGGAGCUCCUCGCGUGGAUACAGAACACCACAGACACUUUGGACACGUUGAAACCGGUGGCAGGUGACCCCCAGGUGCUGGAGGUGGAGCUGGCCAAGCUGAAGGUGCUGGUGAACGACAUAGCGGCGCACCAGGCCAGCGUCGACACGCUCAACGACGCCGGCGCGCAGAUCGUGCACCACGGUACCGAAGAAGCGGGCGAGACGGCCGAAAAACUGGCAACACUAAACAAAAAAUGGCGCGAACUACAACAAAAAGCAAGAGACAGACAAACUGAGCUCGAGGACGCGCUCAGAGAAGCACAGAGUUUCAAUGCGGAAAUCGGUGACCUGCUGUCGUGGCUGUCCGAAGUGGACGGCGUCAUCGCGGCCUCCAAGCCCGUCGGGGGGCUCCCGGAGACCGCCUCCGAGCAGCUGGAGAGGUUCAUGGAGGUGUACAGUGAAAUAGAAGAGAACCGUCCCAAAGUCGAAGCCGUGCUGCAGCAGGGACAGGAGUACAUCAAGCGGCAGGAGAAACCCAACCCGACCUCGCAGCUCAACCACAGCCUCAAGACCUUGAAGUCCCGAUGGGAUAAUGUCACUGCCAGAGCAUCAGACAAGAAGAUCAAGUUGGAGAUAGCUCUGAAGGAGGCGACGGAGUUCCACGACGCGCUGCAGGCCUUCGUGGACUGGCUCACCGCCGCGGAGAAGACCCUCACCUCCGCCAAGCCGGUCUCCAGGGUCAUGGAAACCUUGCUCACCCAAAUCGAAGAGCACAAGAGCUUCCAAAAGGAGGUGUCCACGCACCGGGAGACCAUGCUGCAGUUGGACAAGAAGGGAACACACCUCAAGUACUUCAGCCAGAAGCAGGACGUGAUCCUCAUUAAGAACUUGCUGGUCUCCGUACAGCAUCGCUGGGAGAGGGUCGUCUCCAAGUCUGCCGAAAGGACCAGGGCCCUCGACCAUGGCUUCAAAGAGGCUAAGGAGUUCAGUGACAUGUGGAACAACCUGAUGAAUUGGCUGAACGAGACCGAGGAGCAGCUGGACCAACUGAACUCGGAGGCGACGGUCAACGACCCUGAUAAGAUCAAACAGAGAUUAAACAAACACCGCGAGUUCCAAAAGGCUCUGGCUUCCAAACAGCCAGCCUACGACCUCACUAUGAAGACCGGCAAGCAUCUCAAGGACAAGGCUCCCAAGGGCGACGAGAACCCGCUGAAGACAAUGAUAACGGAUAUGAAGACGAAAUGGACAACCGUGUGCUCUAAGGCUGUUGACAGGCAACGGAAACUGGAAGAGGCGCUGCUGUACUCGGGACAGUUCAAAGACGCCAUGUCGGCGCUGCUGGACUGGCUCAAAAAGCAACAGAAGCUUCUGGAAGGAGACGCGCCUGUGCACGGCGACCUGGACACCGUGAUGGCGCUGAUCGAACAACAUAAACAAUUCGAAGAGGACCUGCAUUCGCGCGAGCAGCAGAUGCAGUCCGUCACCAAGACCGGCCGGGACCUGGAGGCCACCGUGCCACUGGAAGACGCCGCCAACAUCCGCCAACAAGGCAGCGAACUGAAGCAACUGUGGGACAGUGUACUCAUCCUCAGCGAGAGGAAAGCGCACAAGUUGGAGGGCGCACUCAAAGAGGCGGAAAAGCUGCAUCGCUCUGUGAACAUGCUCCUGGAGUGGCUAUCGGACGCGGAGACCAAGCUUCGCUUCUCGGGCCAGCUCCCCGAAGGCGACGAGGAGACGCAGCAGCAGAUACGGGACCACGAGCGCUUCGUGCGCGAACUCAACGAGAAGAAGCAGGACAAGGACGAGACCAUCACGCUGGCUCACUCUAUCCUGAGCAAGGCGCACACCGACGCCGUCACCGUCAUCAAGCACUGGAUCACCAUCAUACAGAGCCGCUGGGACGAGGUAUGGCAAUGGGCCAUGCAGCGGGGCGGCAAGCUGGACGCGCACAUGCAGAGCCUCAGAGACCUGGACCUCGUGCUCGAGGAGUUGCUGCAGUGGCUCACCGGACUCGAGAACAACUUGCUAUCAAUGGAGACUGAGCCGCUGCCUGAAUCCAUAGAGCUUCUCGAGGGCUUGAUAGAAGACCACAAAGAACUGAUGGAGCACACUCAGAAGAGACAGAACGAAGUAGACCGCGUCUGCAAAGCGUACCAGGUCAAGAGUCAAACCCAAGGAAGGGAAUCUACGCCAAGGAAGGUAUCAGCGAAGAGCGCCACGAAAGGAACUCCUGGGCGCGGCUCCCAGCACGACCUGCACCGGGACCGCUCGGUCUCGCCCGACUACUACGGAUCUAGAAGAUUCAGGUCCAGACUACACUCGCGAAGUAGGAGAGGAAGUCGUAUCAGCCCUGGACGGGAGACGCCAGAUCGGAACCUGCCCCACUACGGACCCCGAUUCCCGCCGAAGGGAAGCAAAGGCGCAGAACCGGAGUUCAGGUCGCCCCGCGUGAAGCAGCUGUGGGACAGGUGGCGCAACGUGUGGCUGCUCGCCUGGGAGCGCCAGCGGAGGCUGCACGAGCGCCUCGCCCAUCUCAAGGAACUUCAGCGCGUCUCCAACUUCAGCUGGGACGACUGGAGGAAGAGGUUCCUCAAGUUCAUGAACCACAAGAAGUCCCGCCUGACAGAUCUGUUCCGUAAAAUGGACAAGGACAACAACGGGCUGAUACCGAGGAACGAGUUCAUCGAUGGCAUCGUCAACACCAAAUUCGACACAUCCCGGCUGGAGAUGGGCGCCGUGGCGGAUCUGUUCGACAGGAACGGUAGCGGCCUCAUCGACUGGGAGGAGUUCAUUGCGGCGCUUCGCCCUGACUGGGUGGAACGCCGCGGACCCCCGACCGAUGCGGACAAAAUUCACGACGAGGUGAAGCGACUCGUGAUGCUGUGCACGUGCCGACAGAAGUUCCGCGUGUUCCAGGUCGGAGAAGGGAAAUACAGGUUCGGGGACUCCCAGAAACAGCGUCUAGUCCGUAUCCUCCGCUCCACCGUCAUGGUGAGGGUCGGAGGGGGCUGGGUGGCGCUCGACGAGUUCCUCGUGAAGAACGAUCCCUGCAGAGCUGAAGAAUUUAUGGAGCAGUUGAGGCCUAUAUUUGAGGCUUUGAGACAGCGGGAAGAGCUCCCGUGCUCAUAUCCACUUCACGUCGGUUCUACACAUGGCACAAAGCAGGCGUUCAUUUACGGCCAUUCAAGAUCUCAGGGCUCCACGACGCCGGGUGCCCAUCAUUAUACACACCAUCACGGAUACCAACCAUCUCCAGGAUACCAUUGGGUGAGGGAAAGAACAGCUCGAUCGGUGCCUAUGUCCGCUGGAGCGGGAGCGGCCGGUCGCGCUUCCAGAUCUUCGUUGAGUGCAGGAACACCAGACUCGCUCAGUGAUAACGAAGCGGCGAGCGGACUUGGAACAAGAUACAGGAAGCCCAGCGUUCCGAGGUCCACUUUGACACCGGGAACAUCUCGACCCGGUUCUCGAGCUGGAUCGAGGGCAGGAUCAAAACCCCCUUCGAGACAUGGAUCAAAUUUAUCCUUGGAUAGUACAGACGAUGCGACAACGCCGUCCCGCAUUCCCAUGAGGAAAGUCACGAAUACGAAGACUUCGAUCGCGCGUGCUGCCGCCAAUGCAAGCAAGCUUGGGGUUAGCACGCCGAACGGCUCCCGUCCUCGGACGCCGACCGGUUACCUGACGCCGGCUAGUGGAAGGUAUUCUAGCGGAGGGAUGUAUCGCACCUCAAGUAUACCGACACUGAUGGUCGUGCCGCCCCUAGCGAGCCCGACGCAUUCCCAGCCAUCUUCCAUGGCAUCUGAACAUCCCAAGUCACUGUCCCACAAUCAUCCCGCAUUCCAAACUCAGGGCUCGACCAAGAUCCCUGUUUACGUUGGCAAUCGAUCUCAGAGAACUCCCUCAGUCGAGAGACGAUUAAAACUGUCCAGAAAAUCUAAUUCCCGUGAGAAUUCUCAAGAGCCCAGUCCUACCUCCCUCGAUCCCUCCAGGAAGUCCGAGCAGAGGAGUCCCGAAGACGACUCAUCAUUGUUCAGCAUAUCUGGAAUGACGAGUGACAAUGAAUACGAAAGUAAUAUGAGCGAGUCUAGCGGCGAAGCGUCUAAGCCGACUCAACGUGGCACCAAAUGGAGUGGGUCUUUUACUUCGAACGAUCUACAAACGCCUGGACGAAGUCGCAUCCCAGUCCUUAAGGAUCAACAUACUAACAGUACUCUGAAUAGACAAAGGACCCCAUCGGGCAGCACGACGCCGGUGCGGUCGGGACAGCAGACCGCGGUGUCUCGUCUACUGCGCAAGCCGUCGGACGCGUCGGAGUCCGGCACGCCGGCGACGCCCGCCGCCCGCCGCGCCCCCGCCACGCCCAAAACCACAGAGAAACGCGAACCAUUCCGAUUGUAAACGAACGUAAACAAACAACUCAUCGACACACGCGACUGAGAAAUGACAGAUGACAGAUCUAAUCUAUGCAAUGCAAGUCGCUUUGACGCUUUUGAGCCGCUCACUAAGAAACUUCAAACCGAUAUUAGUUUAAUAUUAAUUGGCUUUGUGCGAGAACAGAGCGGCUGGCAUCGGCAUAGCAACAAGUGCCGAUUAUGAUAUAUUUGUAUUAAAAUUAUACUAACAUUUAUUAACCGAUUCGCCAAUUAAGCCAAGCUUAAUUAAAAAAAAAAAUAAAAAAAAACGAAGGACGCGCGGAUGCGGCUUUUUAGUUAAGAAGUAAUAGAAGUUAGUAGUAAAACUUGAAGUCUGCACUCGUUGCCUUGUAUACAUAUUUUUUUCUACUGAACAUGCAAAUGUUGCACUGCAGGAUUAUUUCAAUGUUCUAAUAAUUAUUUUGUGCUGUUUUUUAUUUUCUAUGUUCAUACAAUGUUUUUUUUUUUUAUAUACCUUAUUAUGUCGAUUUGUAUAAUUCCCCUUUGUCUCUUAUUUAUUGUCGACGUUGCCAUAAUUGUUAGUGUAUGUUUUAUGAUACGUAUAAGUCACGAUGUGAAGGAGACGGGAAGGAAAGUGUGAUUUCUUCAAACUUUUUUUUUUUGUGGAAUAAUUUUCUUUAGGGACCAUUUUGUUAAUUGAGACUCUAGGUUAUUGCCGGUGAAUGUUUUUUUUUUGGAUCCGUUUCGAUUUCGUGAUAACGCCAGAUUACGUAUUCGAAAUGAUCCUAUUAAAAAUAUUAUCGGCGAUACGUUAAGGUGAUAUAAUAGAAUUUAUUUAUGAAUAUUUUACAUUUUUGCGUAAUACACAAUCAUGUUUCCCAUCAUUUUCAUUAAUUUUUUUUUCUUGUUUUCUUUAAUUUAAGAAUUAAAGUUAUCUUGAAUGUGUACAUUAUUUUGUAUGUUCUAUUGCGUUUCUGGCACAAUCAACGGAGUCCAUACUUUUAGACAUCAGGCACGGUCACGCCAAUCGUGUCGAAAUUCGCAUUAAUAAAAUGGCUAGCAAAGUACGUCGGGAAACGACUACUGUAAAAUAAAAAAAAAAGCUAACCAUUCACAUUGUUAAACAAGCGCUUUAAUAUUAUGUAAUCUUUCUCAUUUAUAAUGUUAACCGUCACUUAAGUAUAUAUCUGUUGAUUAUAAUCGGACUCUGUAAUAAAACUUUUAGAAAUAAAAUUAAAAAAAAAAAACUAUUAAUCUGGUCAUUUCGUUUAAAUCGAAUGUUGUUUUUAUAAUAUAAAAACGGAGCAAAUCAUUUAUGAAAGCUUAUAUUUUUUUUGUAUAAAAUAACGAUCGUGAAAAGCUACUGUUUUAAAAUAUAAUAAUAAAUCUCAUAAUAUUGAUUUCAAUAUCAAAUAAAGAAUAACAAUUAUCUUGGCU